AUGUCAUCCACCUUUGCAUAUGACUCCAAGACCAAGAAGGAGCAGCCUCAAUUUGAAUACGAGUUCGGAUCCUCCUACACUCCAAGAGUCUCAUACCAUUUCAAUCCAAAGGUAUCUAACUACCACUAUGGUGUUCGACAUCCAAUGAAGCCAUUCCGUCUCAUGCUUACCGAUCAUCUUGUGUCCUCAUAUGGGCUUCAUAAGAUCAUGGACCUUUAUGAGACUAGAGAAGCUACAAGGGAAGAAAUGUCACAAUUCCACUCUCAGGACUAUAUCGAGUUUUUAUCCAAAGUGACACCAGAAAAUCUAUCUAAGAUGCCCAGGGGUACCCUUGAAAAGUUUAACAUAGGAGAUGAUUGUCCCAUUUUCCAAAAUAUUUAUGAUUACAGCACACUUUACACAGGUGCUUCGUUAGAUGCAUCGAGGAAAUUGAUUAAUGAUCAAUCGGACAUUGCCAUCAAUUGGUCCGGUGGGUUACAUCAUGCCAAGAAGAACAAUCCAUCUGGAUUCUGUUAUGUUAACGAUAUUGUUUUAUCUAUACUGAAUUUACUAAGAUAUCACCCAAGGGUCCUUUACAUUGAUAUUGAUUUACAUCAUGGUGAUGGGGUGCAAGAAGCAUUUUAUACUACAGAUAGGGUAUUUACCAUUUCUUUUCAUAAGUUUAAUGGUGAAUUUUUCCCAGGGACAGGUGAUUUCGAUGAAAUUGGAUGCGCCAAGGGAAAACAUUUCGCUAUGAAUGUCCCAUUAGAAGAUGGAAUUGAUGAUGAUUCCUAUAUUAAUCUAUUUAAAUCGAUUAUUGAUCCACUAAUAACGGCAUAUAAGCCAACAGUCAUUAUUCAACAAUGUGGUGCAGACUCGUUAGGGCAUGACCGUUUAGGUUGUUUUAACUUAAAUAUUAAGGCACACGGUGAAUGUGUAAAAUUUGUUAAAUCAUUCGGUAUUCCCAUGUUAGUGGUAGGUGGUGGUGGUUAUACGCCGAGAAAUGUCUCAAGACUCUGGACAUAUGAGACAGGGGUACUCAAUAAUGUGCUUUUACCAAGUGAAAUACCCGAAGAAAUUCCUUUCAGAGAUUCGUUUGGGCCAGAUUAUUCUUUAUAUCCAGUCCUGGAUGAUCUUUACGAAAAUAAAAAUAGCAAAAAAUUUUUGGAAGAUAUAAGAAUACGAUCUUUAGAAAAUAUAAAAUAUUUACAGGGAGCUCCAAGUGUUAGAAUGGAUGCUGAAUUGAUUCCAACCCAAGAUAUAACCGGACUCACACAGGAGGAGGAAGAAAUACUGAAUGAAUUGAAUCAGGACGAUGCAGAAUGGCGACUGGCCAAGAUUGAAAAAGAAAAUAACAGAAUAAGUGAAAUCAUGUAA
Messenger RNA from Naumovozyma castellii, 1356 nucleotides. It is a transcript of the gene HOS2, whose product is annotated as histone deacetylase HOS2. The transcript has a single exon. The record is from RefSeq and is a predicted model, not a curated record. Lineage: Eukaryota; Fungi; Ascomycota; Saccharomycetes; Saccharomycetales; Saccharomycetaceae. The coding region runs from base 1 to 1356 and encodes 451 amino acids.